AUGGCUAUCGAGCUCCCCGAUCCCAGCGCGGCUCUCCUCUCAGCAGACGGCCAGACGCUCUGGGCUCCAGGCGCCUUAGUGGCGACUUGGGAUCUUCCGGCCGGCUCUCGCACAGCCUGCGGCGUCUUCCUCCCCUUCCCAGCGCACGCCCUCAAACUCGCCAUAACUAUCCUCACACUGUCUCCCACGCAUGUAUAUGUGGACGCGGAGACGGCACGCACCUUGGUCGCGCUGGAGGCAUACGGAGUCCCCGUCCUAAAUGCGCUCCUUGACGCUAAUUCACCCCCCGCCAUAUCCUACACACUGCUGGCGGUGCGCAACAUUAUGGCGGACAAGACGAACGAGGGCUACAACACCGAUCGCUUCCGUCCCUCCCCACCACUUCCGCAUGCAGUCCCGACGUGGUGCCGCCUCGUCCUGGAGGAACGCGCGCCGCACGCCCUUCGCGCGCUCGAUGCAUAA
Messenger RNA from Cutaneotrichosporon oleaginosum, 462 nucleotides. RefSeq lists its product as uncharacterized. The record is from RefSeq and is a predicted model, not a curated record. NCBI's taxonomy places the organism in Eukaryota, Fungi, Basidiomycota, Tremellomycetes, Trichosporonales, Trichosporonaceae.